Messenger RNA from Poecilia latipinna (sailfin molly), 4646 nucleotides. RefSeq names its product intraflagellar transport 140 homolog (Chlamydomonas) (gene ift140). NCBI's taxonomy places the organism in Eukaryota, Metazoa, Chordata, Actinopteri, Cyprinodontiformes, Poeciliidae. Bases 248 to 4612 code for a protein of 1454 amino acids. Gene Ontology annotation, biological process: intraciliary retrograde transport. The transcript is spliced from 32 exons. The record is from RefSeq and is a predicted model, not a curated record. Gene Ontology annotation, molecular function: protein binding. Gene Ontology annotation, cellular component: axoneme; intraciliary transport particle A; ciliary basal body.
CGUACAGGCUUCUUCUUCCGCUCGCCAUCAAUGUUCCAUCUUCGGUCCGGACUCGGCUCCGUUCGCUGUUUUCCGUCGCUACGCCUCCUUACGUAGCCUCUCAGGUUGUCAUGGGCAACUGAGAAAGACGCUUUUCCAGUAGACAACACCGCUUGAAGUAACGGUCCAUAUGACGCGCUCCGUCCGUUGUGUCAAAGCGAAGUGUCGCUAACUGAAAAGGAGAGACAGUAAACCUUACUGAGGGAUCAUGGCGGUGUAUUUUGACCACCGCAUCGAAACCCCUGACAGAAGCAAUCUGCCGUCUCACCUGACCUGGCACGCCACGCUCCCCAUCCUGGCUGUGGCGUCGAGCAGCCCUGCUUCCGGUGGCAGCGUGGAUCUUUAUCUGCAGCAGGGUGAGUGUGUGAAGAGCUGCCAUGUGGACCGGGCCCAGCCGGCCGCCGCGCUGCGCUGGCAUCCCGUAAAGCCGGUUCUGGUUCUGGGCUGGGAGAGCGGGGAGGUGGUGCUGCUCACGCAUCCGUCCGGAGAUCAGACCGUGCUGCCGGCCGUCCACACGGCCCGCAUCACGCUGCUGGAGUGGAGCGGCUCCGGAAGCCGCUUGGUGACCGGAGAUCAGAACGGAGCUCUGGCCGUGUGGAAAUUAGAUGCCAGAGGGCGACUUUUAGGAAAUCACCUCGUCAAGCACGACUACAACAAACCUUUAACCUGCUGCAUUUUCAAGCCUGCCUCUCCUGGGGUCGACGUGGCGAUGUUGGCGCGGGCGUCGGUGAGCGGAGACGAAUCGGCUCUGGACAUGUUCAGCUGGAAGGGGGCGCCUCUGAAGAUGGGCCCUCAGGAGGGACUGGGCUUCUACGUCAGCACCGCCGACGGAAAGGUCCAUGCCGUGGACGAACAGGGCAGAACGAGCCCGCUGCUGAGCGAGGACGGCUCCAUCAGGAAGCUCUUCUACCUGGACAAGAGAGGCGUGCUGGUGGUCGUCACGGACACCCUGAUGCUGUCGCAGUACACACUGAGACCAGAAGGGGGCGCUCACGAGUCCAUGAAGGUGAAGUUGAGCAGCACAGCCGGGCAGAACGUCGACAUCAGCUGGACUGAGAACAGCCUCCUGAUCACAGCGACAGGAGAACCGGUCGUCAAAAUUUGGGACCUGGAGAGAGAUGAGAACUACGUUCUAUCUCUGGACGAAACUCUGGGUUUUAAGAAGGGAGAGAUGAUCAACUGUGUUUCCUACUGCGCAGCCAAAGAGAUCCUGGCAGCUGGAACCUCCAAAGGCCGCAUAGCGAUGUGGAAGACGGCGACACAGCCGAUGAGCAGCAGCAGCAGCUACAGAGCCGACGCUAAAGCCCUGUGGAAGCUGCAGACUCCCACUGAGAUCCACGGAAACGUCACCCAGCUGCAGUGGGGCUCCAAUCAGAACCUGCUGGCCGCCAACAACUCCAGAACGGUUCUGAUCCUCAGUGAGCAUGUGAUGUCGGCGCACUUCGGCCAGCAGGUGGCAGCAGUGCAGCUCGCCCCGACUCAGCUCAGCAUCACGAACUUCAGCAGCGGAGAGACGCUUCCUCUGCAGUGUGACAUGCAUGUCAGAGGAGUGUGCCUUAGCAAGGACUCUGUGACGGUCUGGAACGGGAAACACAUCUCUGUCUAUGAGCUCUCAGGCACGGCUCUGCAUGUUACAGGAUCUUUUCCUUGUGAUUCCCCCAUUGUUGCUGUUCAUGAUGAGAACCUUUACACGGUGGAACCAAGCCGAGUCCAGAUCCGAACACCUCAGGGGACAGUGAAGCAGCUGCUGACCUUCUCCCGGGCCGAGGGGAACCCCGUGCUGCUGGACGUGUGCCAGUCGUACCUGGCAGUAGGAACAGACACGGCGCACAUCAGAGUUUACGACCUCUCCAGACGAGACGCCAAAGCUCACUGCGGCGCUAAGAAUCUGUCCGACCACAUCAGCGGCCUCGGCGCCCUGAGGUCCAUCAAAUGCAACGCCAGCGGCAGCCAAGUUAGCCUGCUAACCUCUCAGGUUAACGGACGACCCGAUCAUAAAGUAUAUUUCUACGACAUUGAGAUGGACACCGUGACGCACUUUGACUUCUUCACCGGCAGACCGUCCUCUGGCGUCUCUGUGCCUGAUGAAAGCGAUAAGCAAAAGUUUCAGGAAAAUGAAAUCAGUGGCCGUUUUCCUGUGUCCCAGUACUGGGAUGAGAGCGAACCUCGACUCUUUGUCUGCGAGACCGCGCCGAUCGCCUCGGAGAAAUCAGCCAACGCUUUCUCAGAUUUGGAGGACGUGUCAGUGGUGACGCUCUUCUGUACGCAGGAACACGGACUCCUGCUCCAGGACUGCUUCUCCAGGCCUUCAGGCCUUCAGGCCCUCCUCGCCCUGGAUGUGCCAUACUACUACUUCACCUGCAAGCUGUUAUUUCGGGGAGAUGGUGUGUUUCUUCCAGAACCAGGUGAGCAGAACCCAGAGGUGUCUCCACCAGAUCAGCCAAUCAGAGCGGCUCCUGCUUCGACCCCCCUCAUGGCAUCCAGGCGACCUCUCAGAGACUUCGUGGGCCUGGAGAAGUGCGAGAAGGGAACGCGGGACGCCAUGUUGAACUUCAGCUUCUACCUGAGCGUGGGCGACAUGGACGAAGCCUUCAAGUCCAUCAAACUCAUCAAAAGUAAAGCGGUGUGGGAAAACAUGGCACGGAUGUGUGUGAAAACCCGCCGGCUGGACGUGGCCCGAAUGUGCCUGGGGAACAUGGGGAACGCCAGGGCAGCGAAAGCCGUGAAGGAGGCGGAGGCUGAGCCCGAACCCGAAGCCCAGGUGGCCAUGUUGGCCAUUCAGCUCGGCAUGCUGGAAGAUGCAGAAAAGCUGUACAAGAGCUGUCAUCGCUAUGACCUGCUGAACGCCUUCUACCAGGCCUCCAGCGAAUGGCAGCGAGCUCUGGAGACGGCCGAGGCUCACGACCGCAUCCACCUGCGCACCACCUACUACAACUACGCCAAGUACCUGGAGUCCAUGGGCCACAAGAACCUGGCGCUUGCUUAUUAUGAGAAAUCAGACACUCACCGAGUCGAGGUUCCCAGAAUGCUGCAGGAUGACACGGCGUCGCUGGAGUUAUACGUCACCAAAGCCAAAGAUAAGAACAUCUACAAGUGGUGGGCCCAAUACCUGGAGAGCCAGUCCAACAUGGAGACAGCGCUGCUGUUCUACGAGCGCGCUCAGGAUUACCUCUCCCUGGUCCGAGUCCACUGCUACCUGGGCAACAUCCCGGAGGCGUCUCAGAUAGCCAACAACACAGGUGACAGAGCAGCAUCGUACCACCUGGCCAGACAUUACGAGGGUCACGACGACAUCAAGCAGGCGGUCCACUUCUACACCCGGGCCCAGGCCUACAACAACGCCAUACGGCUCUGCAAGGAGAACGGUCUGGAUGACCAGCUGAUGAACCUGGCGCUGCUCAGCAACCCGGAGGACAUGAUGGAGGCGGCCUGCCACUACGAGGAGAAGGGCAAACACCUGGACCGGGCCGUGGCGCUCUACCACAAGGCCGGUUACGUCUCCAAAGCGUUGGAGUUGGCGUUCGCCACCGAGCAGUUUGCUGCGCUGCAGCUCAUCGCGGAGGAGCUGAAUGAAAACUCCGACCCUGCGCUCCUCGCUCGCUGCUCCGACUUCUUCGUCCAACAUUCCCAGUAUGAAAAGGCGGUGGAGUUGCUGGCAGCGGCCAAGAAGUAUCCUCAGGCGGUGGAGCUGUGCCUGACCCAUAACCUAACGAUCACCGAGGGCCUGGCUGAGAGGAUGACGGUGACGGACGCCAAGGACCUGACGGAGGAGGCCGGCAAGGCUCUGCUGGAGAAGAUCGCCGACUGCUGCAUGAGUCAGGGCAGCUACCACCUGGCCACCAAGGUGUACACACAGGCCGGCAACAAGCACAGGGCCAUGAAGGCGCUGCUGAAGUCGGGCGACACGGAUAAAAUCGCUUUCUUUGCCAACGUUUCUCGUCAGAAGGAGCUUUUCAUCAUGGCCGCCAACUACUUCCAGUCCCUGGACUGGCGCAAAAACCCAAAGAACCUGAAGCGAAUCAUUGAGUUUUACACUAAAGGCAAGGCGCCGGACCUGCUGGGCGGCUUCUACGAGGCUUGUGCUCAGGUGGAGAUAGAUGAUUACCAGAACUAUGAAAAGGCGCUGGAUGCUUUGAUGGAGGCGUUUAAGUGUCUGUCCAAAGCAAAGGACGGUUCCUCUGGACAGCAGGAAGUGAGGUUAGCCGACCUGCAGCACAAGAUCGUCCUCAUCAAGAAGUUCGUCCACAUACGCAGGCUGCACCCAGAGGACCCGGACGAGGCAGUCAGGUUGUGUGAAGCCCUGCUGGAGGAACCAGAGUUGGACCCCGCCGUCCGGAUCGGAGACGCGUACGGCUUCCUGAUCGAUCAUCACUGUCAGCAGGGACGCCUGCAAACGGCGUACCAGAAGCUGGAGGAGCUGCAGAAGCUGCUGCCGUCUCAGAGCAUCAGGUUCUACAUCAGCCAGGCCAGCCUGGACGCGCUGCAGAAGGAGAUGGGCUUCCCUCUGGAGAGCGGAGACCACAAACACGUCCUGCGGGAGGACGACGAGGUGGAGGAGGACCUGACGGUGUGAGCAGGAGGAGGAGGGAGGAGGAAGAGGACCUGAC